Messenger RNA from Orcinus orca (killer whale), 2508 nucleotides. It is a transcript of the gene HIGD1B, whose product is annotated as HIG1 hypoxia inducible domain family member 1B. Bases 1923 to 2372 code for a protein of 149 amino acids. Gene Ontology annotation, cellular component: mitochondrion. The transcript has 5 exons. NCBI's taxonomy places the organism in Eukaryota, Metazoa, Chordata, Mammalia, Artiodactyla, Delphinidae. The record is from RefSeq and is a predicted model, not a curated record. Gene Ontology annotation, biological process: mitochondrial respirasome assembly.
GUCAAGCAGCUGACCCCCCGUCUGACUCUGGCCUGCACUCUGGAUCCAUUAAGUCUGUCUGCAUCAUUCAGUUAGACCCCUCUAAUAGAAUUUCUAUUAGUGUGACCUGAUCUGGAAGAGGUUUAUUAAGCAAAUUACUAAUGUAGAAAGGCUUAAAUCAAAGUAAUUAUUAAAGACUUGGCAUAUUAAACAAAAGUGUUAUCAUAAUUUUAUCUUAUCUGUUUACUAAAACAGGACUCUACAGAAAUCUAGUCCUUGAAGUUUCAAUUACUGUGUGUUCUCAGAGGUCCUUGAACUAAAAAGCAAUUUUGUUUCUUCUAUUUAAAGACUUUCCCCCCACUUUACAGUCAUUCUCCUGUUAGUCCAGAGUAGUGAGCUUUGACUUUAGGAAUGGUUAGAAAUCUGGUCCUUUUUUCCGUCACUUUCUGUGACCUUGAGCAAGAUGUUUAACUCAAGCCUCAGUUUUUCGUCUUUGAAAUAGGAAUAAAAAUAAUAGUACCUACCCCGUACCUAAUAGAGUAAUAGUUGUGAGUAAUAGUUAAAUAAAAUAACCUACUUAAAGCAAUUAGCACAUUUCUAGGCUCACAGGUGCUCAGAAGAUCAAAGCAACUAUUAUUUUCUUGGUUCUGGGCUGAGGUGCUGUGGGAGCAUCGACAUCAUCUCAACGGGCAGAGGUUGGGCUUCGCUCUCCAUAGCUUGGCCUCCAUCCUCUAAAGGGCUUGGAGUCGGUCCUGAUUCUUGCACUGUCUCAUCCAGACAUUUCCCUCCUCCCACUUGUGGCCUAGAGCAUUGAUCUCUGGAGAAUUCAGGCCACUGCUGGGACCAGGAGAGGCAGCACAGGAGUGUGUGUGAAUGACUGGGAGGAGAGUUCCCAUGGACGCUGGGGAUAUGCGGAGGCCCUGGGGAGAUGUUGUGACCCUGGGUCUCUCCCUGAAGCAGUGAGGGCUCGGGAGAGAAAAGAAAGACAUCAGCUGCUGGACACAUUUCCAGUGCUGAAAAGCCCCUUUAGGACAGACACACGGGCUAGGAGAGGAACAAAGGCAUGGGAUGGAGUGGGACUCUCCACAGUGCAUCCGAUCUUUCUCCAUUUCUUAGCAAGAAGCUAUUUUGGAGCCAGCCAGACGUAGGUUCAGAUCGUGACACUGCCAUUUACUAGCUGUGUACUCGUGGAUAAUUCAUUUAGCCUCUCAGAAGCUCAGUUCCUGGUCUAUGAACAAGCUGCUACUUACUGUGUAGAAUAGUGGAAAGGUCUGAAAUAUAAAUACUUGAAAUAGAAUAGGUGCUAAUGCCGGUCAUUGUCAUCUCUGUAUCCUGAGUGAGCAUCACCCCGCAGGCAGUAUGAAGGGGUCUGGAGAUGUGAGGGAAGUCCCAGUUGUUUCAAACUCCUGGACGAAUCUCUUUGGCCCAGAAAACAUCCUUGGAGGGAUCAAGACCAAGACCAGACAGCCCGUCUCUCACAAUUAAGGCACAAUUAAGGCAGUACAACUUGCGGGAGAACCCAGGAUCUCUACCCAUCCUUGCCUCUAUAUUCCCAUCUCAGUUCUCCAAAUCAAGUCCAUCUCUGAUCCAGCCACUUAUGUCCAGAGGAAUGAAAAGACUGAAUUGAGGUAAGGGCUCCCCUCCAUCUGAUCUUUCAUUACUUUCCAGUGCUUGGAGCUCCAGCCUGGAACUCAGCAGAUGGGGGGUUAAGAUUGAUGCCCUGUCCUAUCUCCUCCCCUCUCCAUUCCUGACUUCAAAGUCUCCAUAAAGCCAGACACUGCUUCCCUGCCCCCAUAGUUGCAGCUCCAUCAUCAGCUCUUGGCCGAUUCAAAACAGCAGACGCUGAGCCCUGGCUGGGCUGCUUGCACUCCACUUUCUAGCCGUCUCCUAGGGACUGGUUUGAAGCCUAGGAGUCCCAGCUGCUAACAUCUGGGGGCAGGAUCAUGUCUGCUAACAAAGGCUGGUGGGCACCACCUGAGGGUGAGGACAGCAUGUCUGAGAAGUUCCUGAGGAAGACCAGGGAGUCUCUGCUGGUGCCUAUAGGCUUAGGAGGCUGCGUGGUGGUGGCAGCAUACAGGAUUUACUGGCUGAAGCCUCGUGGUUCCACCAAGAUGUCCACACACCUGAUUCACACCCGAGUGGCAGCACAGGCCUGUGCUGUGGGUGUGAUCAUGCUGGGUGCUGUGUACACGAUGUACAGAGACUACGUCAAGAGAACCGCGCAGGAUACUGGGGGGAAGUGGGACUCCUACAGGCCUGGGGCAGUCAGACCUCUUCGAUCAACCCCUGGCCGCCUCCCUGGGGACCAGGCAGGAAGAAGGCUGCAGCUGGGAGCAGAGUCAGUGCGGCCUCGUGGGAGACAACACAGAUCCAGAACCCAAGUGCCAGGAUGAGCCUGUGCUGGAGGGAAGGGGGCGGAGCGGUGGGGAUGAAAAGAACGGAGCAAGGCAGAGGUCAGAAUGUUCUGUUCAUUUAUAAACCAUGUCUAAGGUCAAACUGUUAUACAAAAAAAAUAAAAUAAAAUAAAAA